This is a messenger RNA of Rhopalosiphum padi (bird cherry-oat aphid), 2265 nucleotides long. It is a transcript of the gene Pka-R1, whose product is annotated as cAMP-dependent protein kinase type I regulatory subunit. Gene Ontology annotation, molecular function: cAMP-dependent protein kinase regulator activity. Gene Ontology annotation, biological process: regulation of protein phosphorylation. The record is from RefSeq and is a predicted model, not a curated record. NCBI's taxonomy places the organism in Eukaryota, Metazoa, Arthropoda, Insecta, Hemiptera, Aphididae. Gene Ontology annotation, cellular component: cAMP-dependent protein kinase complex.
UUUUAAACUAAUUUUCAUAUUGAUUUAUUUAUUUUAUUUUUCUAAGUAUUCAUAAAAUAUAAAAAUAAAAAUUAGCUCAAAAAUUAAUAUUAUUAAGUGAAUGUAUCUAUAUAUUGGUUAUUUGUUUUUAUCAUUUGAAAGUUUCCAUUGGACAUAAAUUUUCAAGCAAUAUUAUAUUAUUCAAAUGCUACCAUAAACUUAAAAAUUGUGUAUAGAUCCCAUCAAUAAACCGUUAAUGAAUGUUCGUUUAAACUGUGUUCAUAAAAAAUAAACAAUUUCAAGAUGACAUCUAAUGUUUAUGACGAUUUAAAUGUCGAUGACUGUGAAUUGUACGUUCAACGACAUAAUAUUCAACAAAUAUUAAAAGACUGUAUUGUUCAGCUAUGCAUUGUAAAACCAGAAAGGCCUUUAACAUUUUUUAGACAAUACUUUCAAAAAUUGGAAAUGGAACAAGAGCAGGGAAGCGACAGCCAGCAUGGAGAAACAGAUGAAUUCUUCCAGUCGGCACCAACGUCAGGUCCUGCAAGUCACGUCCAACAAUCGAUCCGGCGAAGAGGUGGCAUAUCGGCUGAGCACGUUUCUGAAGAAGAAGCUACUAGCUAUGUCAAGAAAGUAGUACCAAAAGAUUACAAAACAAUGGCUGCUUUAUCAAAAGCCAUAGCCAAAAACAUAUUGUUCUCUCAUCUAGACGAGAACGAACGGUCGGAUAUAUUCGACGCAAUGUUCCCCGUCACGUUUCUACAGGGCGAAUCUAUUAUUCAACAGGGUGACGAGGGAGACAAUUUUUACGUAAUUGAUGUUGGCGAAGUCGAGGUGUACGUAAAUUCGGAACUGGUGACAGUGAUCGGUGAAGGUGGAAGUUUUGGAGAGCUGGCUUUGAUCCAUGGUACACCGAGAGCUGCCACGGUACGUGCUAAGACUGACAUGAAGCUCUGGGGCUUGGAUCGAGACAGUUACAGAAGAAUACUUAUGGGGUCGACGAUCCGAAAGAGGAAAAUGUAUGAAGAAUUCUUGUCACGCGUCUCUAUUCUAGAGAGUCUAGACAAAUGGGAGAGGCUGACAGUGGCCGAUGCCCUGGAACCCGUAUCGUUCGAUGACGGCGAAACGAUUGUCAGACAAGGCGAACAAGGAGGACGAUUUACAAUCGAAGGAACGGCGCUCGUCCUACAGCAGAGGGUUGAAGGAGAGACUCUGAUCGAAGUUGGCAGACUCGCACCGUCCGACUAUUUUGGUGAAAUUGCACUGUUACUAGACCGUCCACGAGCAGCGACCGUCGUCGCCAAUGGUCCGCUGAAGUGUGUGAAACUCGAUCGGGCCAGGUUUGAAAGAGUGUUGGGCCCAUGUGCUGACAUAUUAAAAAGGAACAUCACACAAUAUAACAGCUUCGUAUCCUUAUCCGUAUAGGAUUUAUAUACAUAUACAACGAACAAUAAUAUUAUUAUUUGUUUUCAUUUUCAAAACUAUUAUUGGUUAUUAUUUUAUUAUUAUAAAUUUUCGUUGCAGUGUUGUAUACUAUUAGGCAAUUAUGAUUAAAUCAAAUUUCGUAAUUAUAAUUUUUGUUUUGUUAACGCGCUAUUAUUAUUAUUUUUUUUUAUUAUUAUUAUUAUUAUUAUUAUUAUUAUGUGGAUAAAAAUUGUAAAAAAAAGGACUUACAAUAUCAAUAAUAUAAAUUAUUGUUACAAGUCAUUUUAAAACUAACAUUUACGAAACGUUGUCAGUCAGAAACGAAAUAGUAAGUCGUCAUUAUAUGUAGUUCUUUUUGUUUUUCGUUUUCUUCCUUUAUGUUAAACUAGUUGAUCGGCUCAACUGACUUAAAACCACAAGAAUAUAUCCUGUUCAUAUAAUGUUUAAUUAUUAUUAUUAUUACAUAUUAUACGCUACUAUCGCAUAUUAUUUCUACUGCGUUUUCUCCACUACCAUAGUCAACGGUCGGUUAAAGGGUUAACAGUUAUACAUUAUUCAAUAUUUAUAUAUAUUUUUUGUAUUCAAAUAACGCUGUUGACAUUUUGCAUUUAAAUGUGUUGUAUACAACAAAAGUUAAUCGACUACGUAACGUAUUGUUCCACUAAAUAGUAUAGAGAUGAUUUUAAUUGUAUUAUGUAUGUAAUAUGUUUAAUUUUUUUUUCCGUUUUAUGAAACCAGAUGUGUGCCGAUAUCUUAAUUGUUUCGAAAAGUAAAAUUAUGUAUUUUAUACACCUGUAUAAGUCAAGCACUUUGAAGAGUCGAUUAAAAAAAAAGUCAAGAAAUAUUUGUUUCCGACAAUAA